AUAAGGCAUUCGUUUGAUGAACUUUAAAAGGAGGAUCAGUGUCCUCGGCUCCUAGCGUUUCGCUAAAGGUGUCAUUCUACCUUGAUUCUCUUUUACAGGAACAACUUGACAUCCUGGCUGUAUAAUGUUAUUACCCACGCACUAGGUGAAUGCUACGUGCAAAAACUCCUCGUGCAAAUUCAGAGGCAGAUCUCAACAUGCAAAUUACCACGUUGUCACGAAAUUUUUCGUUUCACAUCCGGACGUAAUUAUUUUCAGGUCUCAUCCGGUCGGCCAGACGUCAAUCGGUCUCUCGUGGAAUUUCUUCAGGUUUCCCAACCCCAUCCGUUUCCUAUUACUGUAUUCCAUUGGAGGAUUUCACAAAGUUCCCAACUUUCCAUUCCGCAUAUUGAGUAUCUAGAGCACAAACGACGCUAAUCCGAUGAUCGAUCACGUCAAUGUCAACCGGAUGCCUGAUAGUCACUCUCCCUUCCGUUUCGUACACUUUCGAACGGGCACCCUUUCACCCUUUCACCCUUUCGCACGGCUGCCUCCGCAACAGGAAGCUUUUCCUUCCCCCUUAGAGCAGAGUUAAACCAUCGUGAAUUCUACCACAGCGAACUUACCCUUCGCGUCGAUGAAAUUUCUCCUUGGAGGCUGCCUCGAACCCAAAUCUUCGAAACUUUGCCGGUUAAGCCAUUAAAUCUCAUUACAGUUUGCGACGGAAGACACAGGGAGACGCAGCAUCUUCCGGCGAGCGUGAUCGUCAUCAACAGGGACCAGGUUCACUGAUCCAGCAAGGAACUAAGGGGAGUAAUUCAAAUACGGCAGAUUGUCAAGUUUUAACAGUUGGCCGUUGCAGCAGAAUCUUGGACAAUGGAACGACGCCAGUGGUUGCCAAUGGUUGCCAACGGUUGCCAGCGGUAGCUGCUUCGAUUGUCCCGAGUUUUCGUGUAUCUGGAAUCUAGGCAGCCCUACCUUCUCUAUCCACUCUCCCUGUAUCUUGAAUUAUGUAACGCGGUCCGGUGGCGUUGAGUCGAGUUCUGCUCUUGUCGACCCUCACCGGAUUAAGGAGGUUUCGAGCAACGGUGGAAAUUCUGGAGAUUUCAUGUAGAGAAUGUUUGAUCUAUUCGCACCCGUGAAGUGCCUCCUGAAGGAGGAGCCCGUGCAAGUCGAUGAUUUGGUCUUCAGACUGCAUUCCAAAGUAACUGUACUCUUCCUGGCUGUGUGUGCCAUCCUGGUCACGGCUAAGCAGUUCGUCGGCGAUCCUAUAACCUGCAUUACGGAUUCCAGUAUAGAUAAAGAACCCAUAAACGCCUACUGCUGGAUCUACAGCACGUUCACAGUGUCGAGACAUCUAGCCGGUAUUACUGGUCGCGAAGUUGCCAGUCCUGGCGUAGGGCAGGUUCUUCACGACGACGAGAUACACCAUCACCGCUAUUAUCAGUGGGUCUGCUUCGUCCUGGCCCUUCAGGCUAUCCUGUUCUACUUACCACGUGCCCUCUGGACCAUCUGGGAGCGGAACACCGUGUGGUUCCUUUCGCGGGAUCUCUCCUCGCCCUUCCUCAGGGACGCCUGGACGACAGACAGGAAAUCACAGCUCGUCGAGUACUUCACCAGCAGUGAUCUUCACUCCCGCAACUUUUACGCCCUUCGCUACUUCACCUGCGAGUUCCUCAACUUCUUUAAUGUAGUUGCCCAGAUAUACCUUCUCGACCUCUUUCUCGAGGGACAGUUUACAAAGUACGGACCUGCCGUUGCUGCCUUCGCCACGGAGACGAAUCCUUUUCAACGAGUAGACCCAAUGGCCAGGCUUUUUCCCAAAGUCGCCAAAUGUACGUUUCACACCUUCGGAUCGGCUGGCUCGACACAGACACACGAUGCUCUUUGUGUGCUCCCGCUGAACGUUGUCAACGAAAAGAUCUUUGUGUUCAUUUGGUUCUGGUUUUUUUUUUUGGCUGUUAUUGGGGCCACUAUGCUCAUUUACAGGAUAAUAGUAUUCUCGCAGCCUUGGGCUCGUAUAUACUUGCUGCGAGCAUCGGCUAGGGUUAUGUCUCACACGAUGGCGGAAACCGUAGUUCGGACACUUCAAUUUGGUGACUGGUUCCUCCUGCAGCAGCUUGCUCACAACCUCAAUCCUAUCAUCUACAGAGAGCUCAUCCGUGAAUUGGCGAGAGAAUUUGAUAAAACAAUUAAUAUAGUUUAACUGUGCUAAUAUUGUUGGAUAUUCGCACUAAGUUACUUUUUCAAUUUGUAUCAGUUAAACCCAUCAAUAAAUGGCCGUAAU
This is a messenger RNA of Cephus cinctus (wheat stem sawfly), 2266 nucleotides long. RefSeq names its product innexin inx2. Gene Ontology annotation, biological process: phototransduction. The transcript is spliced from 5 exons. Gene Ontology annotation, molecular function: gap junction channel activity. The record is from RefSeq and is a predicted model, not a curated record. The coding region runs from base 1097 to 2185 and encodes 362 amino acids. Gene Ontology annotation, cellular component: plasma membrane; gap junction. NCBI's taxonomy places the organism in Eukaryota, Metazoa, Arthropoda, Insecta, Hymenoptera, Cephidae.